Vicia villosa (hairy vetch) is the source of this 2892-nucleotide messenger RNA. RefSeq lists its product as uncharacterized. Gene Ontology annotation, molecular function: protein binding. The record is from RefSeq and is a predicted model, not a curated record. Lineage: Eukaryota; Viridiplantae; Streptophyta; Magnoliopsida; Fabales; Fabaceae. The transcript has 7 exons. Bases 1691 to 2638 code for a protein of 315 amino acids.
AUUAAUGGAUUAUUUUAUCUGCGUUAUACUACUUCCAGUGAUUGCUUUAGUUCUAACUGUUGUUUGGAGUCAUACUUGACUUAUGAGUUAUUUUGAUCAUAACAAAAUUUUCUUUGCAUAAUCUUGGUAUUCUAGUUUUGAAGGAUUAUGUAACUUGAAUAUGAUAAGCAACUUAAUUAAACACUUAUUGUAUAAGUGCUUAUGUUUAAGCUAUAGUAUUAUUUCUAUAACAAAACCUAAAAUAAGUUCAAAAUACUUUCAUAUAUAACUUAUAAACUAUUUUUAUAGGAUAUUCUGAAAGCUUAUGAAAAUAAGCAGAAGUUCAUAGGCUAAAAGCAUCCUGUGGAUAUUAAAUAAACUGUUUGCAUGAGUUCCCUAAAAAAUCCUCACAAUUCAAAUAGUCUCACAAGUGCAUUUAUUCUUAAAUAAGUCAAUCUAAACAUGUCUUUAAACUAAAUAUUUUUGAAAUUUCACUUUGUACAAACUAGCUUCCUACCAACUUGAAGUUUCAGAGGUUUUCAAAGACUAAUUACUAAUUUGUGAAAACAUCGUUCUCGUCCCAUGACCUUUUCUGGAAAUAUUUCUCUCAUGGUUAUAUUUAUGCAGUGCUCAGAUUUAAUUAAACCUUCUUUUUGAUAAAUUCUUUAUCAAGAUGUUUUAGCAGUUUUUGUAAAAUUCAAAUUGACCUUAAGUAAGCUUUUGAGCCUGAGUUUUAUUCAUUAAAUCCAAUUUUUUGGGGAACUUCAUUUCUCAGAGAUUGUUAUAUCCUGCUUGUACACUCAAAUUUAUCUUCAAAGUUCUUUCUUGAAACUAGUAUUUUCAGAAUUAUCUCCAAUGGAUGCCAGAUAUUCUUUUCUAAUUUCUACUGACAAGACGUUUUAACGCCAAUUGAUGGAUAUGGAUGCAUCAAGGCUAUGGUAUGACUUGCAUGCUUAAAAUUUUAGUGAUUCCCGGGAAGCAAAAAGUCUUUUUCUUACAUUUAACAUAAGACUCUCACGUACAGCCACUUAUCCACGCCCGCAGACAACACUUGAGAUCAGACAAGAGAUUUAUGGACUUUAUACCAUCCCUUUCCUGUCAAUAAAGAUUCAGUACCCAUGAGUUGCAUUAUGCUAGUACUGUUCCUAACUGAAUUUAGCAGAGUAUUGCACUAAAUAGUUGGGUACAAUACAUUAAUUUUCCUUUAGUCAAAUAGUUUAGUCCUGUGAAGUUCCUUACAUUAUGCUUGGAGAGGAAAGCAUUCAUGGUUGACAUAUUGUCUUCAAUAACCUUUUUAUGUGGAAAGAUUAAGUUUGGUGUAUAUGACUUAUUAUGACAAUGUAGUUACCCCUCGUAGCACGGAUAAAUUCUGUAUUUGCAUAGUUCCAGAAUAGCCUCUGUAACGGCAACAACAAUAACUGUUAAUUGUACUAAUUCUUAAGCUAAGUUUCAAUAAUUCUGUUUUCUGCACUAAUUUUUAUUUAAUUCUAUGGUUGUUUCCCAUUAUUACAUCUGCUACUUCAUAUUCAUGAUUAUUGCCUUAUGUAUUUGUCCUCCUUUUAAUUGAUAUAUGUUCAUAUAAUGAUUGCAGCAUUAAUUAAAAUCUGCAAUGUACUGUAGUUUAUUGCUUAACCAGUUUUUGCAUUUAGGCCUCUUCUAUCUCUCUCUUUAAAGCAGGUGGAAAGUGAGCAGCUUGGGAGGACAUAAUUUUAUGCUGAGGAAUCUGUUGUGGGCAACAUCAAAGCAUGAUGUAUACCUUAUGCAAAACUACUCCGUGAUGCAUUGGUCCUCAUUACUUCGAAGGAGUAAAGAAGUGCUUAAUGUGGCAAAGCCGAUUAUUCCAACCCUUCAGAAGCAUUCUGGAUUAGCCCACCCUAUCUCGCGAGUGCAAAUUAGCACCAUGGCUGUUAAGGAGAACCUGAUGGUGGCAGGUGGUUUCCACGGCGAGCUUAUUUGCAAGAAUUUGAAUCAUUCUGGAGUUGCAUUCUGCAGUAAAAUAACUACUGAUGAUAAUGCCAUUACCAAUGCAGUGGAUAUCUUCCGCAACCCCAGUGGGUCAUUGAGGGUCAUUGCAGCAAAUAAUGAUUCCCAAAUUCGGGUUUUUGAUUCAGAGAAUUUCGCUUCUCUUGGUAGUUUCAAAUAUGAUUGGUCUGUCAAUAAUGCUUCUGUUAGUCCGGAUGGAAAGUUGUUAGCUGUUCUUGGAGACAGUACUGAGGGCUUAAUAGCUGAUGCUAACACGGGAAAGAUCACUGGAAACCUAAAAGGGCACUUGGACUAUUCUUUCUCAUCUGCUUGGCACCCUAACGGACAAAUUUUAGCUACCGGGAAUCAGGACAGAACAUGCAGGUUGUGGGAUGUAAGAAAUCUUUCGCAGUCCUUAGCAGUCUUAAAGGGAAGAAUAGGUGCAAUAAGGGGCUUAAGAUUCACAUCAGAUGGACGGUUUUUGGCCAUGGCUGAGCCAGCAGACUUCGUCCAUGUUUUUGAUUCGCAAUCUGGUUAUGCACGUAGUCAAGAGAUAGAUAUAUUUGGUGAGAUUGCUGGUAUAUGUUUUAGCCCCGACACCGAGGCUCUGUUUGUUGGCGUUGCUGAUCGAAUGUACGGUAGCUUGUUAGAGUUCACCAGAAAACAUUAUUAUCAGUAUCUAGACUCAAUGCUUUAAUCUUAAGCGGGAUGUCUUCAAGAUGUACAGAGAUCUUAUCAUGUGCAUAUCCACAGGAAGAUUUCUAAAAUAGGUUUAUAAUUUGCUUUUGCAAGAUGUUUUUUUUGCCGAACUUGGUGCUGCAAAUAGCAAAUUUUGCUCUACAGAGCUAAUCCGGUUAAGUUUUUUUUUUCCUUGUUUUAGAGCUUGAAUAUUGUAUAUUUGAAACAAUAAAAUUAAGCAUUUUAUUAUUAUAUUGCUUUGAACUUAAUUUU